AUGGCCCAGCAAGGCAGCUCUGGCGGUGACAUCGAGCGCGGAGAUGCCCCCAGGCGGGUCUCCGAAGCUCCCUCGAGGCGUAUCUCCCGAGCAUCUAUCAAGGAGGACUGGGGCCAACUCGACGAGUAUGGCAAACUUGUCAAGUAUGUCUCAACCUACCGCGACGCGGGUGAAGGAGAUGGACACGCGGCCGACGAGGAGGAAAUAGAGAAAAGGGUUUGGUACGCUCCUUGGAAGACGCGAAAGCUGCUUGUCAGGAAGACGGGUGAUAAUGCGGGCCAGUUUCCUGAAGAAUGGCGUAUUACGGAUAUUCGGGAGGGCUUGCCUAGUAGUGAAGUCCCGAAUCGACGUCGGCGAUCGGGAUGGAACGAGUUGACUUCUGAGAAGCCGAAUCCGAUUGCUCAGAUUCUAUCCUACUUCAGGGGUCCUAUUCUUUAUGUCAUGGAACUGGCCGUUCUGCUUGCUGGUGGUUUGGAGGACUGGGUUGACUUUGGUGUGAUUAUCGGUAUCUUGUGUCUGAACGCUGCUGUUGGUUGGUACCAAGAGAAGCAAGCUGCAGACGUCGUUGCCAGUCUUAAGGGAGAUAUUGCUAUGCGGUCAUUGGCUAUCCGUGACGGCAACGAACAGGAAAUCCUUGCUCGAGAGCUCGUCCCUGGUGAUGUGAUCGUCAUCGGUGAAGGUCAGGUUGUUCCCGCAGACUCCAAGGUUAUUUGCGACUACAAGGAUUCAAAUGGCUGGGAAGAAUUCCGCGCGCUGCAAGAACGUGGUGAACUCGAAGAAAGCAGCUCUGGCUCUGAGGAGGAAGAAAACAAAGAGGGCAAAGAGGCCGAUGGAGAUGAAGAAAAGAAAGAACAGGAGCAACAGAAGGCCAAGAAGCGAGGUUACCCCAUUUUGGCUUGCGACCAUUCUGCCAUUACUGGAGAGUCUCUUGCUGUUGAUCGUUAUAUGGGAGAGACUGUUUUCUACACGACUGGUUGCAAACGCGGCAAGGCUUACGCAGUUGUCCAGACUACCGCGAAAUACUCCUUCGUCGGGCGUACAGCCACCAUGGUCCAAUCGGCUCAGGGUGCUGGUCAUUUCGAACUUGUCAUGGACAACAUCGGUACUUCCCUUUUGAUUCUGGUUAUGGCCUGGAUUCUCGCUGCGUGGAUUGGUGGUUUCUUCCGUGGUCUACCGAUUGCUUCACCUCGUCAGCAAACGCUCCUGCACUACACUUUGGCUUUGCUGAUUGUCGGUGUUCCUGUCGGUUUGCCUGUCGUGACAACUACCACCAUGGCUGUUGGAGCAGCUUAUCUGGCUAAGAAGAAAGCUAUCGUGCAGAAGCUUACUGCAAUUGAGUCUUUAGCGGGUGUCGAUAUCCUAUGCUCCGAUAAGACCGGUACACUUACGGCAAACAAGCUGAGCAUUCGCGACCCAUAUGUGUCCGAGGGCGUUGAUGUCAACUGGAUGUUCGCCGUGGCUGCUCUGGCAUCCUCGCAUAACAUUGAAUCGCUCGAUCCCAUCGAUAAGGUCACUAUCCUCACACUGAGACGCUAUCCAGGUGCUAGGGAAAUCCUCCGCAGGGGAUGGCAAACAGAAAAGUUUACCCCAUUCGACCCGGUCUCCAAGCGUAUCGUGACCAUCGCCACAUGUGACGGAGUCAGAUAUACAUGCACCAAGGGUGCUCCAAAGGCGGUUUUGCAACUAACAAACUGCUCCCCUGAAACAGCGAAUGCCUAUAAGAAGAUGUCUACUGAAUUCGCGCGUCGUGGUUUCCGUUCUCUGGGUGUCGCAGUUCAGAGAGAAGGCGAAGAGUGGACUCUUCUCGGUAUGCUUCCCAUGUUUGAUCCGCCUCGCGAGGAUACGGCGCAGACGAUCCACGAAGCUCAGAACCUAGGUAUCAGUGUAAAAAUGCUUACUGGUGAUGCUCUUGCUAUUGCCAAGGAAACUUGCAAGAUGCUGGCGCUCGGAACUAAAGUGUAUAAUUCGGAUAAGCUGAUCCAUGGAGGUCUCAGCGGUGCCAUGGCAGGUGAUUUGGUUGAAAAGGCAGAUGGAUUCGCGGAAGUGUUCCCAGAGCAUAAGUAUCAGGUCGUUGGCAUGCUCCAGGAACGUGGCCAUUUGACUGCAAUGACUGGAGAUGGUGUUAACGAUGCGCCGUCAUUGAAGAAAGCUGAUUGCGGUAUCGCAGUCGAAGGAGCUUCUGAGGCAGCCCAGUCUGCUUCGGACAUUGUCUUUUUGGAACCUGGUCUAUCGACAAUCAUUGACUCGAUCAAGGUCGCUCGACAGAUUUUCCACCGCAUGAAAGCCUAUAUUCAAUACCGAAUUGCCCUUUGCUUGCAUUUGGAGAUUUACCUGGUCACAUCCAUGAUCAUUCUGAAUGAAAACAUCCGUGUCGAGCUGAUCGUCUUCCUGGCCCUCUUCGCCGAUCUUGCAACUGUUGCAGUAGCCUAUGACCAUGCAUCGUUCGAACUACGACCCGUCCAAUGGCAACUUCCAAAGAUUUGGUUCAUCUCCGUCCUCCUCGGUAUACUGCUCGCACUGGGAACAUGGGUGGUCCGCGGUACCAUGUUCCUGCCCAACGGCGGUAUCAUCCAAAACUGGGGUUCCAUCCAAGAAGUCCUCUUCCUCGAAGUUGCGCUCACAGAGAACUGGCUGAUCUUCGUCACGCGAGGGGCAGACACAUGGCCGUCAAUCCACCUCAUCGCCGCCAUUCUGGGCGUCGACGCACUGGCCACCAUCUUCUGUUUGUUCGGUUGGUUCAGUAACGAAACCAUGCCUACCAACCCGCCAACGUCAUUCGUCGAGACCAGAAAUGGAUGGACUGAUAUAGUCACUGUCGUCCGUGUUUGGGGCUACUCAAUCGGCGUGGAAAUCGUCAUCGCAUUAGUGUACUUCAUGCUGAACAAGUUCAAGUGGCUCGAUGACUUGGGCCGGAAAAAGCGCGACAAGGGUGAUCUGUGGAUUGAGAAUUUGCUCGCUCAUCUGUCGCGUCUUACAAUCGAGUACGACAGAGAGGGAGAGCCCAAGGGACGGUAUUAUCUUGCUGCGACCAAGGAAGAGGAAGAGAUGGAGUAA
This is a messenger RNA of Aspergillus ruber CBS 135680, 3054 nucleotides long. RefSeq names its product putative plasma membrane H(+)ATPase. Gene Ontology annotation, molecular function: ATP binding; P-type proton-exporting transporter activity; ATP hydrolysis activity. The record is from RefSeq and is a predicted model, not a curated record. Gene Ontology annotation, biological process: proton export across plasma membrane; regulation of intracellular pH. Gene Ontology annotation, cellular component: plasma membrane. The coding region runs from base 1 to 3054 and encodes 1017 amino acids. NCBI's taxonomy places the organism in Eukaryota, Fungi, Ascomycota, Eurotiomycetes, Eurotiales, Aspergillaceae. The transcript is spliced from 4 exons.